Molecule: messenger RNA, 1236 nt
Organism: Aspergillus udagawae
Lineage: Eukaryota; Fungi; Ascomycota; Eurotiomycetes; Eurotiales; Aspergillaceae
Gene: alg3
Product: dolichyl-P-Man:Man(5)GlcNAc(2)-PP-dolichol alpha-1,3-mannosyltransferase
Exons: 3
Coding region: 1-1236 (411 amino acids)
Cellular component (GO): endoplasmic reticulum
Molecular function (GO): dol-P-Man:Man(5)GlcNAc(2)-PP-Dol alpha-1,3-mannosyltransferase activity
Source: RefSeq, a predicted model, not a curated record
AUGGACCUGAAGCACAUUCUGCGCGAUUUUUGUAUGAACCCCAGGCAUACAAGAUGGGUUGCUCCUCUACUUAUUCUGGGCGAUGCCGUCCUUUGCGCACUAAUCAUCUGGAAGGUCCCGUAUACUGAGAUCGAUUGGACGACCUACAUGCAGCAAAUCUCACUCUAUAUCUCAGGCGAGCGCGACUACACCUUGAUCAAAGGGUCUACGGGGCCUCUGGUGUAUCCCGCCGCCCACGUGUACAUUUACAACAUCCUUUACCACCUUACGGAUGAAGGACGAGAUAUCUUCCUCGGACAAAUUCUGUUCGCUAUUUUAUAUCUGUCUACCUUGACCGUCGCGAUGACCUGUUAUAGACAGGCCGGAGCCCCUCCGUAUCUCCUAAUACCCCUUGUGCUUUCAAAGCGGCUUCAUAGCGUUUUCUUGCUGCGCCUAUUCAACGAUGGAUUUGCGGCUUUCGCCAUGUGGGUUACUGUCCUCUUGUUCAUGAACAAGAAGUGGACCGCUGGAGUCAUUGUAUGGUCUACAGGUGUUGCUAUCAAGAUGACGCUGCUGCUUCUGGCUCCUGCUAUCGCAGUUGUGCUGGUGCUCAGCUUAUCCCUUGGACCAAGUAUUCAACUAGGACUUCUUGCGGUGCUCAUCCAGGUCUUACUUGGAAUACCGUUUCUGCAAAACAACCCGACGGGAUAUGUUUCGCGAGCCUUUGAGCUGACCAGACAAUUCAUGUUCAAGUGGACAGUCAAUUGGAGGUUUGUUGGAGAAGACCUAUUUCUAUCGCGCAAGUUUUCCCUGGCCCUAUUGGCAUUGCACAUUUUGCUGUUGGGUCUGUUUGUUGCCACAGUUUGGCUGAAGCCGUCUGGAUCAAACCUGCCAAGCUUCCUGCAUAGAUUAAGCCAACGACGCUACCACACAGUUCCCCUUUCCAAGUCUUUCAUAAUGACGGCAAUGCUGUCAUCACUUGCGAUUGGUCUGCUGUGCGCGAGAUCGCUGCAUUACCAAUUCUUUGCUUAUCUUGCUUGCACGACACCCUUCCUUCUUUGGCAGGCGGGCUUCCAUCCGAUCCUUGUAUACAUCGUCUGGGUGGCGCAAGAGUGGGCUUGGAACACAUAUCCUAGUACCAACACGAGUUCUCUAGUCGUGAUCCUCUCACUCGCUGCUCAAGUAUUCGGUGUGCUCGGCAGCUCAUUCAGUCGCAAGCAUCUGGAUCAGAGUAGCCAAAAAGAACAUUUGCAAUGA